Vitis riparia (riverbank grape) is the source of this 2319-nucleotide messenger RNA. Its product is annotated as receptor-like protein 1. The transcript has a single exon. Gene Ontology annotation, molecular function: protein binding. NCBI's taxonomy places the organism in Eukaryota, Viridiplantae, Streptophyta, Magnoliopsida, Vitales, Vitaceae. The record is from RefSeq and is a predicted model, not a curated record. The coding region runs from base 445 to 2193 and encodes 582 amino acids.
UAUUUCACUUUUACAGGCUUGUGCAAACUCAACCUUGAAGAGCUAGAUCUCAUAGGUAAUAGAUUUGAGGGUAGUCUUCCUGCGUGUCUCAACAAUUUGACAUCCCUACGUUUGCUUGACCUAUCCAGAAAUGAUUUUCGUGGAACUAUUCCUUCAUCUCUCUUCUCCAAUCUGAAGUCGCUCGAGUAUAUUUCUCUUUCUCAUAAUCAUUUCGAGGGUUCAAUCUAUUUUGGUUCACUAUUUAAUGACUCAAGACUCAAGGUUUUCGACCUUAAGAGCAAUAACAAGGAUUUGAGGGUUGAGACUGAAAAUCCAACACAGUCAUUUCCUUUAUUUCAAUUGAAAAUCCUCCAGUUAUCCAACUGCACCCUCAAUUGGCGGGUUGUACCCAACUUUCUUCUGAGUCAAUAUGAUUUGAGAGUGGUUGACCUUAGCUACAACAAUAUGACAGGAGGUGUCCCGACCUGGUUAUUAGACAAUAAUGCGAAUCUAGAACAUCUAAGCUUUCGAGGUAACAACUUGACGGGUGUUCUUGAUUUGCCCUCAAAUUCAAAACAUUCCCACAUGUUUUCACUUGAUUUCUCCUUGAAUUGCAUUCAUGGAGAGCUUCCACCUUUCAUCGGCUCUAUUUUUCCAAGGUUGGAGUUCUUAAACUUGUCUGGAAAUGCAUUACAAGGUAAUAUUCCUUCCUCAAUGGGUGAUAUGGAAUGGUUGGAAUCUUUAGACUUGUCGAAUAACCAUCUCUCGGGACAACUACCUGAGCACAUGAUGAUGGGUUGCAUCUCAUUGGUGUUUUUGAAGCUAUCCAACAAUAGUUUACUUGGCACUCUCCCUACAAUAUCGAACUUGACACAGUUGAAAUAUUUGUUUUUGGAUAACAAUGAUUUCUCGGGAAAGAUUUCUCAUGGAUUUUCUAAUAGCUCUUCCCUACAAAUUUUGGAUAUCAGCUAUAACUUGUUGACGGGUCAAAUUCCAGAUUGGAUUGGAGACUUCUCAACCUUGAGCGCACUUAGUUUGUCUAGAAAUCAUUUCGAUGGUGCUGUGCCAACAGGCUUUUGCAAACUCAACAAACUACGCUUUUUAGACCUUUCUCACAACAAAAUUGGCCCGACCCUUCCUCCUUGUGCCAAUCUAACAAACAUGAAGUUUUUACAUUUGGAAAGCAAUAAACUAACAGGACAUAUACCCCAUGUUCUGUCUGAAGCUACUUCUCUUGUGACAUUGGAUUUGAGGGAUAACACACUAUCAGGCCCAAUUCCCCUUUGGAUUAGUUUACUUUCAACAUUGAGGGUUCUUCUCUUGAAUGGAAAUCAACUUGAAGACUCAAUUCCUCUUCAUUUGUGUCAACUCAAGUCAAUCAGCAUACUGGAUCUUUCCCAUAAUCAUUUUUCCGGAACAAUACCUUUUUGCCUAGAUAAUAUCACAUUUGGAAGGGAAUCUCCAUUAAUAGAUGAUACAUUUAUUACCGAAUCUCGUUUGUAUGAAUUCUUAAUAAUAGGUUUUGAUGACAGUCAACUUUCUGUGUACACGGCUCUAAGUGUGAAUUUUGAGCUAUCGGCUGAAAGUGAAGAAAUAGAGUUCAUAACAAAGCGUAGGUCGGAAUCUUAUAUGGGAAACAUCUUGUACUUCAUGUCUGGAUUGGAUCUUUCAGGGAAUAAAUUAACAGGUCCAAUUCCUCCAGAAAUUGGAAAUCUAAGUGGGAUUCAUACUCUAAACUUAUCGUACAACCAGUUGAUAGGAUCUAUUCCAGAGACAUUUUCCAACCUAAAGGAAAUAGAAAGCUUGGACCUAUCCCACAAUGGAUUGAUGGGUCAAAUUCCACCACAGAUGGUAGAGUUAAACUUCUUGUCGGUCUUCACUGUCGCUCACAACAAUUUAUCAGGUAAGAUUCCAGAGUGGAAGUUUCAAUUUGCAACAUUUCAACAAAGCAGUUAUGAGGGCAACCCUCUUCUAUGUGGGCUGCCAUUAGAGCGCAGUUGCACUCCCAUCAAUGCCCCACCUGCAGUCAAACCACCGGUUUCAAACAACACAGAAAAUAUCUCUUGGGAAGCCAUAUUCUUAUGGAGUUUUGGAGGAUCAUAUGGAGUGGCAUUCUUAGGCAUCAUUGCUUUCCUCUACUUGAACUCCUCUUACCGAGAGUUGCUCUUUUAUUUCAUUGGAAAGCAUGUCCCUUUUCUUCGGUUAUGGGGUUGAUAAGCUAGUUCUAGUGUUUAAAUAAAUGAACUUUUGUAUAUUUGUAUGGACCUGCACUUUUCAGGUGCAUUCCUAUUUGAUGUCUUGAUUCACGCUUUUUUAUUAGUGAAAAACUAAAUUAUGAAA